Molecule: messenger RNA, 1365 nt
Organism: Branchiostoma belcheri (Belcher's lancelet)
Lineage: Eukaryota; Metazoa; Chordata; Leptocardii; Amphioxiformes; Branchiostomatidae
Product: transmembrane protein 26-like
Exons: 7
Coding region: 58-1365 (435 amino acids)
Source: RefSeq, a predicted model, not a curated record
UCUAGUGUAGACACCAGGCAAGAAGGAAGGCAAGCAGUCAGCACAGCGCCUUGAAAGAUGGAGCUCCACUGCAUCAAUAUAAUAAAGGCGCUGAUCACUCGUCUUCUGUUCGCUGUUCACGGACUAAUCGCCAUCUGGAGGGUAACGGAUGUGUACAAAGCGUCCAUCUAUUGGAUCGGCCUGUCAGGACUAGCCGGGCUCUUCAUAGAGACAUGCUACACCGUCGGCAAGAGGAAGGGCAAGGAAUACAAAUGGUGGUGUCCGAGUUUUUUCUUCUAUCUCUCUGUCAUGGUCCCGGCCAUCUGGUUUCUGGAGUUGCAACGUUUGGACGAGCGGAUACAGCUGGAGGUGGACAUAGAGCUCAAAAACCAGAACUCCACUUCCAACAAGGAGGAGGAAGAGACUGGAGGUCCGAUACGGCUCGUGGAUGGGCAAAAGUUCUUCACGCGUUUGAAAUGUACGAGGCGCAGGCGACCACGGAGCACCGGUAUCGUCAUGCCCGAUAUCCCCGGACUCAACCUGAAAGAGGUUGACAUUCCUCUGGAGCUGAGCUCGGAAGAGUGGGUGUUGGCCGUGGAGCUGGGCAUGCUGUUCCUGCUGAUCUUUGGCCGCUGGGUCAUGCCGCGGGGCGAGGUGACGCGAGACCAACUCUCGCAGCUGCUCUUCGUAUAUCUGGGCAGCGCCGCCGAUAUCCUGGAGUUCUGCGACACCCUGAAGGUGGAUGAGGUGAAGACGAACAGGACUUUAACCAUCGUGAUCCUGGCCGUUUUCUCCUGGAGUCUCAUGCAGUUCACACUGGUCAUGACCGCGACCCGCUCCCGUACCCGCAAAGCAGGAGCCACGCCGAAAGGAAAGGGGCAGAAAGUCCGAUGUGACUGCGCCAGGUGCUUGGCGUAUUACCGUGUCAUCAACCACAUGAGCAUCUUCUUCACAUGUAAGAACAUGACGGUGAUGCUGCUGCAGCUGUACCGACUCAUUGUCAUCUACAGUGAAAGGGCAAAUGAUGAUCAAGACGAGGACAACAACAAAUCCAACGUCGUUGCACUGGAGGAAGGUUACUACAGGAAGAAAGACAGUCCGAGCCCUCUGCACAUAAAGCACUCCAAGUCGCCCAAGAAUCACCGGAAAGAGAUCAGCCCAAACCUCGCCAACCUGUCGCCCAACACCGUGUCAGCCAUGAUGGAAUCCGCUCUCAUGGAGGAUCGAAACGUCUUCAACGACAAGAAGAUAGCCAAAGCCAUGGCCAAGCAACGGGCCAAACAGGAGAAAGCACUGAUCAAGCAGAGGGCGAAAGAAGAGGCAGCGUUGACGAAGAAGAAAGCAAAAGAGUCCAAGAGAAGGAGCAAAUCGACCAAAAAGACCUGA